This is a messenger RNA of Funneliformis geosporum, 453 nucleotides long. The record is from the annotation of a GenBank genome assembly. Lineage: Eukaryota; Fungi; Glomeromycota; Glomeromycetes; Glomerales; Glomeraceae.
AUGGAAACUGACGACGAUGAAACAGUAACCAACAAUUUUGAAAUCCAGGGCUCGAGUACCACGCAGAAUAAACGUACUAUUGAACCUGCUUCUACCAAAAAAUCAUCUAGCAAAAAGCAGAAGACCUCAACUAAUGAUGGGGAAUCACCUACUCUGAAGAGGCUUAUCAAGGAGUUAGCAACACCAAGUUCUGCAUCGAGUACCACUGAUACGCAACCCACAAUCGCAGACCGAGGCAAUCUUACUGAUUUAUAUGAUGCAAUCGUUACGGCUGAAGACAAAAAUAGAGCUACAAAUCAAGAGAUUAUUAUGCGGUAUUAUUCGUUUGGGGAAGAACUUGAAAAUAUGUUUGAUAGAUUCAUAGAGAACGUAAGGCUCAGAGAAUGCUCGUCAAAGAAGUUACAAAGCAACUCCCAAGCGAUCUAUCGAAAAAUACUAUCGAGAAAAGGAUAG